CACACACUCUGAAGGACUACUGUGGAAAACCUCAAGAAGACAGCAUUAUACUGUUUUUCUUUUCCUCCAAAAGGAAAAAUCUCAGACUGAAGGAUUACUCUUCCAGAACUGGCAAACACUGUUUUUUAUUAUUAUUGUUAUUAUUAUUAUUUUGGCUCCUGCAGAGAGCACAGAUGGAUCUGAACUGCCUCGUGUUUCUUCUGGUCUUGGCCUCCUUCAAUAAGCUGCUGGUGGUGGCAAAUUCUGAAAAUGAUUACGAAGAGCAUGUGAACCAUCUGGGUGGACAUCAGUUCACACGGAACCAAAUCACCACGGCCCAGUUCCAGUGUUUCCAGCAGAUCAUUAAAAAGUCACACCACACAUCGAAAACAGCAGCAGGGCCAGUGUGCAACACAACAUGGGACGGAUGGCUGUGCUGGGAUGAAAGUGAAGCUGGCCUCACAUCAGAGCAGACCUGUCCAGAAUACUUCACAGAUUUUGACUCUUCUGCCAUGGCAUCCAAAGUCUGCACAGAGACGGGGGAGUGGGGACGCCACCCGGAGAGCAACAGGACGUGGACGAACUUCACAAACUGCAGAGCCAACAUUACACAUCACAAUCAUCAUCAACAUCACAGGGCGGUGGCGAUGACUCACUUCUACUUGGUUACAAUUGGUGAUGGACUGUCUCUGGUGUCUUUGCUCAUAUCAUUAGGAAUAUUCUUCCAUUUUAAGAGUCUGAGCUGCCAGAGGAUAACGCUCCACAAAAACCUCUUUCUCUCAUUCGUGCUGAACUUGGUCAUCACAGUCGCCCAGCUCGCCACAAUGAUGAAAAAAGUGGAACACAUGCACAGCGACUCUGGCAGCUGUAAGUUUCUGUCGUUCAUCCACCUGUAUCUGCUGACCUGCAACUACUUCUGGAUGCUCUGCGAAGGAAUCUACCUGCACACUCUCAUUGUUGUGGCCGUGUUUGCAGAAAAACAACAUCUCAUGUGGUAUUAUCUGCUGGGGUGGGGUUUUCCGCUCGUGCCAGCACUGAUACAUUCAAUAGCACGCUACUGGUACUACAAUGACAAAUGUUGGGUCAGCUCAGAUACUUCCCUGCUGUACAUUAUCCACGGCCCCAUCUGUACUGCACUGGUGGUGAACCUCUUCUUCCUGCUGAAUAUUGUUCGAGUUCUCAUCACCAAGCUGAGAGUGACGCACCAGGCCGAGUCCAGCCUCUACAUGAGAGCCGUGAGAGCCAUCCUCAUCCUCAUCCCUCUGCUCGGCAUCCAGCUUGUCUUGCUCCCCUACAAGCCCCAGGGACCACUGGCCAAUGAGAUCUACACGUACAUCAUGGAAAUCCUCAUCCAUUACCAGGGAUUCUUGGUCUCUACAGUAUUCUGCUUCUUCAAUGGGGAGGUCCAGAGUGUUUUACGGAGACACUGGAAUCAGCAGCGGAUGCAGUUUGCGGGCACAUUCGCCAACACUGACUUCUUCCGAUCGUCGUCCUACGUGGGAUCGUCACUCACAGAGGUCCACCGCUGCUACAGCAUCGAAAGCCACACCGAGCACAUGAACGGCAAGAGCUACUCGGACAUAUUCAGAUCGGACAGCCCCUUUGUGUAAAGGCGGCCUACGGCACUUAAGGCUCAGUGCUUACGCUUACUCUUUUUUUGUUUUGUUUUUUGACUCCUCCCAAGAUGUUACGAAGAUUAAUGUUGAUGUUUUCUUGGAGUUAUGCUACUGUUCAUGACAGCUGAGUACUUCUGACAUUCCUUCUCCCAGCCAAAAAAAAAAAAAAAAAACCCCACAUAUUUUUAUUUUUUUGGUUUUCUCAUAAAUU
Messenger RNA from Toxotes jaculatrix (banded archerfish), 1806 nucleotides. RefSeq names its product calcitonin receptor-like b (gene calcrlb). The coding region runs from base 174 to 1589 and encodes 471 amino acids. Gene Ontology annotation, biological process: adenylate cyclase-activating G protein-coupled receptor signaling pathway; cell surface receptor signaling pathway; angiogenesis. The transcript has 13 exons. Lineage: Eukaryota; Metazoa; Chordata; Actinopteri; Toxotidae. The record is from RefSeq and is a predicted model, not a curated record. Gene Ontology annotation, molecular function: calcitonin gene-related peptide receptor activity; adrenomedullin receptor activity; calcitonin receptor activity. Gene Ontology annotation, cellular component: plasma membrane.